AUGGAUCCUCCAAGGUCGGCUCCCCGCACAGCUUCCGCCCAACACCCACCAGCCGGUGCCUCUGACCACGCCUCACCGACCAGUCCCCCCGAACGUCCACUGCUCAGCUGCACUCCACCUUCCACCGAUAACAAAACAGGGUCUGGUCCAAUGGCCGGGCGGGACCAUCGGCCUGGGCCGGUAACUACCUCCGAAACAACACCAGCACAUGAGACCCGCUUGGAAGCCCCCACGCCCGUUGGCGAAACAGGAAAACCAACCAAAGCCUCUAAGCGCAAGAAAAAUCGCCAACGCAAGCGUCGCAAUCGAAAGCAAUCGUUCCUGGUUCCUGCCACCGAAGAGUCUCAUGAUCGGCCUGGCACUGCUUCCUGUGCUGGUGAUGGAAAUCAGAUGGAAAGCGAUCGGCCAACGUCCAGAGGGAAUUCACAAUUCUACAAAUUUGGAAGCACUUUGAGUACCACGAGUUUGGAGAGUGAUGCACUGUUAGACCAUCGCCCCGGCGGAGAUCGGAAUCAACGCAAUGCGGAUGGCGACAGUGACGGGGAAGAGACAACCGACCGGACACCGCUGAUGCAAAAACCCUCGUCUGCACAUACCUCGACAUUUAAUGCUCGCUAUGGAACAGAUUCUAGGUCUAUCCGGAUCGUCGAAUCGUUCGCCUCGGGACAACAACCCCCGAACAUUUCCCCAGAUGUCGAACGAGAUUAUGAUGUCAAUAAUCCCCCGUCCAUACCGGGCACCCCGAAGCUGGGCGGGGAUUUGAAUUACGAUGAUGCCGUGGUGACUGGCGUCGACUUUGAUUUUUCAUUGGGCAACUCCUCGGACAACCGCAGGGACUCUUUCGGCCGACUACGUGAUACACUGAUCGAUAUCGAUGGCAGCCGUGCCCCGUCACAGUGUUCAGAACCAUCCUCUCCUCGUUCUCCGCGCCUUUCUCAGGAGUUGCGGCGACGUCGAACUGUCGCACUGCCCGUGGAGGAAGACGUUUGCUUUCCCAAUGAAGAAGCCUCAGAGCUAGGAGAUGAAGGGCCGAGGACGCAGCGGGACGAGAACGGUGAACGCCGACGAAGGAGGCACCGACAGUGGCCGGAUCUGUCAGUUCUGGAGGAAUGGAGCCGCGAGGAGAAGGAAGACCGCAACGGUGACCUCCGUGUCAAGAAGAUCAGUGAGCCAAUGUUGGUCGAGGGCCGAUUACGGCCGCAGUAUCAGUUGUGGCGGCGGGAGGAAGACGAAGCACCCUAUCGAUUUACCUACUUCAACGAGGAGUUUCAGAGCACCAUCCAUGCUCAAACUAUCUCUGAGCUGGUGCAGCCCGGUGGCGGUUUUCGGGAAUUGUUCAUUCCUGAUCCUCCAGAGCUUGAAGAAUCGUCCGAUGACGAGGAUAUGGAUGGCUCUCAUUCUGCUGUUGACGGUCAUUCGAACCAUUUCGCGGACUGCGGCACACGUGGACCGGGCUCGCAUUAUCCGGAUAACCCUCCAAACGGUGGUGUGGCACCUCCCAAUAGAGCGUCUCAGGACACUAGUCCCGGGGCUCCCAACAAAGGGAACCCUCGCUUGUCAGUUAUCAGUGAAGGGGUUUCACAGCACAGGGGCGUGUCGCCUUCGCACUCGGAAGUGCCGUCGAAGCCAAAACGCUAUGGUCCUCGACCGACCUUCUGGCUGGAUGUGUUAUCUCCCACCGAUGCCGAAAUGCGCGUGAUCGCCAAGGCGUUUGGCAUCCACGCACUUACAGCCGAAGACAUUAUGAUGCAAGAGGCUCGGGAGAAAGUCGAACUAUUCCGCAGCUACUACUUUGUCAACUACCGCACAUUUGAGCAAGACACAAACAGCGAAAACUAUCUGGAGCCCGUCAACAUGUACGUUGUGGUCUUCCGCGAGGGUGUUCUCUCUUUCCAUUUCUCGCAGACGCCACAUCCAGCCAACGUGCGCCGACGCAUCCGCCAGCUGAUGGACUACUUGAUCCUGAGCUCUGACUGGAUCUCCUAUGCCCUCAUCGAUGAUAUCACCGAUGUGUUCGGUCCGCUCAUCCAGGCCAUUGAAGACGAGGUCGAUGAGAUAGACGACUCGAUCAUGCAGAUGCACCCCUCCACCAAAGAAGCCUCAUCUAACCACAUGGCGGAGCCAAUGGAACCGGGCGAAAUGCUUCGCCGCUACGGCGAGUGUCGCAAGAAAGUCAUGGGACUGUACCGCCUGCUCAGCAACAAAGCCGACGUCGUCAAGGGGUUCGCCAAGCGCUGCAACGAGCAGUGGGAGGUGGCUCCCAAGUCGGAAAUCGGCCUGUACCUGGGCGAUAUCCAGGACCAUAUUAUGACCAUGACGAGCAACCUGGCACACUACGAGACGAUCCUCUCCCGUGCGCACUCGAACUACCUGGCGCAGAUCAAUAUCCUAAUGAAUGAGCGUCAGGAGAAGACUGCUGAUGUAUUGGGCAAGCUCACUGUGCUGGGUACGAUUGUCCUGCCUAUGAAUAUCAUUUGUGGCAUGUGGGGGAUGAACGUCAAGGUUCCUGGCCAGGAAAUCGACAAUUUGAAUUGGUUCUGGUGUAUCGUCGCUGGCCUGGUCGUGUUCGCCUUUGCCUCAUUUCUCAUCGCCAAACGCGUCUACAAAAUCGUCUAG
Messenger RNA from Penicillium riverlandense, 2616 nucleotides. RefSeq names its product magnesium transporter CorA family protein. Gene Ontology annotation, biological process: intracellular magnesium ion homeostasis; magnesium ion transmembrane transport. The record is from RefSeq and is a predicted model, not a curated record. Lineage: Eukaryota; Fungi; Ascomycota; Eurotiomycetes; Eurotiales; Aspergillaceae. Gene Ontology annotation, cellular component: plasma membrane. Gene Ontology annotation, molecular function: magnesium ion transmembrane transporter activity. Bases 1 to 2616 code for a protein of 871 amino acids. The transcript has 5 exons.